Messenger RNA from Schistocerca serialis cubense, 5928 nucleotides. RefSeq lists its product as uncharacterized. The transcript has 17 exons. Lineage: Eukaryota; Metazoa; Arthropoda; Insecta; Orthoptera; Acrididae. The record is from RefSeq and is a predicted model, not a curated record. The coding region runs from base 97 to 3180 and encodes 1027 amino acids. Gene Ontology annotation, molecular function: polyamine oxidase activity.
UGGCAAUACUAGCAAGUGCCUCAGGCGCGACUGCUUUCCGAGAGAGCACUCACACCACCUAAUCGGAAGUACGCAGUUGGCGCACACCACGCCAGCAUGGCGGAAAUGACCACGCAACACAACAUCCCAGAAAUGUUUCACACAAAAAUACUUAUAUUAGGUGCAAAAGCACAAGGAAUUGCAGUAGCAUCUCACUUUUUGGAACACAAUAUGGAGGACUUCAUUGUAAUUAAGUUAGGAGGCCAAACUCUUGAAUCCUCUUGUGCUUCAGGUUCAAAUGUAUGCAGACCUGAUGGAGACGACAAAUGCUUUCAGAAUGGGGAUGAAAGUUGCAACCCAGAAAAGAAUAGAACAAGCAUAUUAAACAGAAAUGCUAUUGUGAAGGAUCUAGGAUUAAUAUUCUUUAAUUCUUCUGGUCACAUAAUUGCUCAAGAAGAUGUGGCAGAAGCAGCUAACUUAGCAGCACAAAUGAAGGAGAAUGUUAUGUAUGAUAAAGGGAAUUUGUCAUCGCUGUUGGCAGAUUUACGUUUGGAACAAUUACAGAGAGGAGUGAAUGAAGAUACAUUCCUGGGGAGAGAUCCUGACACUGUCGAAUUACUGUUAGAAUGGAAACAGAAAACGGAAGAUUUAUUGUAUGGUUCUUCUUCCAAUACAUGUAAAUGUUAUUGCAGUGAUGAUGAGUCCAUCUACUUAAAGCACAAAGAAGAAAGUUAUCAAACAGUACUGAAUGUUUUAUCAGACAACACUUUUAAUGAGACUCAAACCUUUCUGUGGACUGGGAAACUUCACUUGCAUAACAGAGUGACGAAAAUUAAUUGGGAAUCUCAAAUAGAAGAUGGAGAUGGAAAAGUAGAAGUAGUGUGUGAUGAUGGCUCAGUGUACAUUGCUGAUUUACUUAUAAUUACUGUCCCAUUAGCCACGAUGAACUCCCAAGGAGAUUCCACUUUUGUUCCUGCACUGCCAUGCCAUACACCUGAUACUAUUAAUAGAAUGAUAUACAGUCCUUUAGAUAUAAUUUCUCUGAAGUUUGAUCAGCGAUGGUGGCCAGAGGAAUGUCAUGGGAUCGGUCUCUUGUGGAAAAGCCUUCCUAAUUGUGAAAGCAAAGUCAAUGAAAAUAAGAAUGAAGAAUGGCUUCAAGAAAUACGCUGUUUUUUUGAGGCACAAGAUAAUCCCAAUUGUCUUUGCUGCCUAAUAUCUGAGAAAUUGGCAGAGAAAAUACAACAACUGUCUGAUGAUGAAAUUCAUAGAAACAUUAUGAACUUGCUGAAUUUGUUUACAGGCAAAACUUUUGAUGUACCACACAAUGUUGCUGUCAAAAGGUCACCAUACACCACAAAACAGCUCCCGAUGGCUGGUACCAGAAGCUUCCUGCAUCCAGUGACAAACACGAAGGAAAAGGAGGUCUUACUUUUCUCUCACCAACUUGCCAAUUUAUGUGAUCAUUCUAUUAUAAAUACUGCCAUAGAAACAGGUUGGAAAAUAGCCGACUAUAUCCUUAAAUCACACAGAUCUGAAGACACUGAAAAUCAGCACCUGACACAAUUUCCUACAAAUGAGUCACACUUUCACAAAGUAGCUAUUGUUGGUGCAGGAAUUUCUGGUCUUGCAGCUGCAAAAAGUCUGAUUGAAGGUGGGAUUCAAGAUAUUGUGAUAUUGGAGGCACAAGAGUAUGCUGGUGGCAGAAUCUGUUCUGUGCCAGUUGGUGACAGUUACCUAGAAGCUGGAGCACAGUGGAUCCACGGGGAGAACAAUCCAAUAUAUGAGCUUGCUAAAAGUUUCAAUUUACUGUCUGAUGUUGUUUCUGCCGAAGGUUUAGGUCAGUACAUAAGGGAUGAUGGAGUUAUACUAGAUACAGAUGUGGUGUUUGAAGUUGAUCGAGUUGUGUCAGAGAUUCUCGAAGAAUGUGAAACCUUUGUGUCCAAGUCCGGGAAUGUACCAGUGUCAAUUGGACAUUAUUUGCAGCAAAAGUUCUCUGACUACCUGAAGAGAUGUCCAUCAGACACAGAUGAAAUACGGCGUAUGAAAGAGGAACUUUUUGACUGGCAUAUCAGGUUUCAGGUGAUUGACAAUAGCUGCUUGACUUUGGAUACAUUAUCAGCAAAAUUUUGGGGAAAAUUCAUCUUCUGUGGUGGAGAAGACUACUUAAACUUUAAACAAGGCUAUAGCUCAUUAAUCCAGUGUUUAACACAAAAACUACCAGAUGGAAUCUUGAAGUUGAAAAGACCAGUUGUAAAAGUAAAAUGGAAAGGAGAAACAAUAAAGACUUCACUGAUAUGUUCAAAAGGACAUGUCAGUAACAUGGGGAGUGAAGGUUCCCAGAGACUGUUACUGGUGAACAAUGACUCAGAAUUGCCAGAUGCAAAUGAAAUGAAAAAGGAAGAAAUUAAAAGACAUUUAAAUAAUCCACAUAAAUUGGAGGAGACAGAUGCAAACAAUUGUGAAGAUUAUGUGAAAAUCACUUGUGAAAAUGGGUGUGUUUAUUGGGCUGAACAUGUAAUAAUAACUAGUUCAUUGGGUUAUUUAAAGAGGAACUACAAAACAUUGUUUGAGCCAUCAUUACCAUCAAGAAAAAUACAGGCCAUAGAAGAAAUGGGCUUUGCUGCAAUUAACAAAAUUUUUCUGAUGUAUGAUGAACCUUGGUGGUCAGCUGAUACAAGAGGAUUCCAGCUGAUUUGGUCUAAAACAAAUGAAAUGAAGCCAUCAAAAGAACAGGAAUUCUCUUGGACCCGAGAUGUAACAGGAUUUGAUGUUGUUCUUACACAAAGAGCAGUUCUACUUGGAUGGGUAGGAGGUAAUGGUGCCAUACUUGUCGAAGAUUUACCAGAGAAAUUGGUGGGAGAACACUGCACACAACUGUUACAGAAGUUCACCAAAAGAAAUGAUAUUCCAUUGCCCCGAGCUGUUUACAGGACACGAUGGCAUAACAACAAAUAUAUUUGUGGUGGAUACAGCAAUACAACCAGUGCCUGUGAUAAGUCCUCUUCUGGGCCUGCUCUUUUGUCAGAACCUGUUUAUACUACUGCAGAAAACUGUCAUAAUUCAAAUGUGAAGCAUCCAGCUCUGCUAUUUGCUGGAGAAGCAACCCAUGAGUGUUACUUCUCUACUACACAUGGUGCUUUUGAAACAGGAAAAUGUCAAGCAGAAUUUCUACUGGAAUACCAUAGUAAAUCAAAGCUGUGAUGCCUUAAAUCAGAAAGUGCAAUAUUUAAGGUAACUUAUAUAUCGCAUAACUUGUUGCUGCACCAUUAGCAAAUCUACUUACUGAUACAGAAGACUGCAUGUACUACUUAGAAGAAUGAUAGUAUCAAUCACUUCUUAAAAGAAGUGACACAUGGAGAAUAUGUUAUACAGAAAAGAAACGCUAACUGCACCUUUACAAACAUGUUAGCUUUACUCAUACAAUGAAGGGAAUUCUCCAGUGCUGUAAAUGACAUUUGAGAGGAGUAUUGGCAUAUUCUAAAAAUAUAUAUGUUAGUUACGUAUUAUUCCCUGACAUGUCAGUGCUGGGAUUUUUUUUCCCCCCAGUUAUAGUGCAGAGACCUGUGGAAGCUAUUUUCUACUACAUGAUCAAAUAAAAAAGUUCUGACAAUGUUUCAUAGUUUUCGUUGUAGGUUGCGAUCAGAAAAGAAAGUACAAGAACAUUUAUUUACAAGUUUAUAUCCGUGUUCUUCCAAAAUAAAGUGUGAAAAGACAAAAUAACUGAGAUUAAAAUUUGUGAAAUGUAACACAACUGGUUGAAAGUGAAUUCUUCCAUUUUUUAAUUCACUCUGCAAUGGAGAACCAAAUUUUUGAUUCUGAAAAUCACAGUUUUUGAUAGCUCUAUCAUUCUGAAUGGUAACUAUAUAAAUCAACUUUGUUGAGUAAUAUCUUAAAGUAAUUUCAUAGGUUGCCACCUCUAUAGACAUAUUACAUUUUAAAAUUAUUUUGAAGCUACAGCUUCAGCUACAUAAAGGCAAGUGGUUGUUUAAGGCUACCAACUACCAUAGGAAUUGUGUAUGUUUCAGUGACCACAACAGUGCUGGUGGGGUCUGGCUGAUCAAUAAUUACUAUCAAGUAAAACUGUCAUUUCUUACAUUUUGAACAUUUAUCUAUGCAUUAAAAUAAGUUCUUACUCUUGGUAAACAGAAUAAUCUGAUCCCCAAGACAAUCUUUUCACAGGACAGAAAUAAAUGUAGGCAUUAUGGUGCCAUAUUUUGUACACAUUCCAUAUGGUUACUUCCAUUAAAUUUACAAGCAAGACUUUUUUUGUAAAAUUUUCUACGUAAAAGACAUUUGAAUUAUCACUGCAGCAACAACAUUAUUGUUUUUAAUCAUUGUACAAUUUUUUAGAAAUGUUACAUGGAUAGUGCCAUUGUAUAUUUUCACUGUGAAUGUAUUUUAUUGUAUGGGAUUGUUUCAUUCCAUAGUGAUUAUUGUUGUUAAAUGUUACUUUAUGUUUCCUUCAAAGUGCUCUUCUAGCAAUUCCAUAUAGGAUUGUUCCGUAUUGUACUUUCCGCUAAAAACCGAUGUAUGUUGAAUGGAAUUCAGGAAUGCUAAACAAAAAAAUAUGAAAAGUUAAUAUUUUAUGAAGGCUUGGCUCUGUCUUCCAUAAACUAGACUAGUUCAUCUUUAAGUGCCAUUGUUUUGUACAGAACUGAUAGACAGAUUAGGUUUUUGUGAUUUCAGAAGUUUGUGCCAUACUAUAUUUCCAGUAUUUUUAUACACAGAGUUUGUUGUCAUUGUGGUCAUGAGUUUAUGUAUUGAAUAAGAAUUAUUUAUUGGUCAAUGAGCCUUGUUAUUGUUGUUUUACCCAAGUGGUUGUUCUGCUUUUAGUAUAGAUUGUUUAAAGUAAUGUAACUAUGUUGUUCAUAGGGUUGUUGUGUUAUUGACAGUGUAGUCACUGUUCUGGAUUGAGCAAAACAAGAAGCUUUUGUGAUAAGAGUAACUGCCACACACAUGCAAUUACUGGAGUGUUAUAGAACUAUUGCAUGUAUCAUUUAUCAGGGUGGUUAGUUUGUUCAUACCAAAGAUGAAAUUUUGUACUGAAAGACUACAACUUUAAUUAUUGUUCCUUCAUAAAUUUUUAUAUUAUGACUUAGAAAAUAGUCUCUGUGUAACAUUAAACAUAACUGAUCAGUUUAUUUAAGCUUUUGCAGUCAUCAAAGAAAGUCUCAUUUGAUAUAUAGUUUUGAGAUUUUCAAGCAGACAUGCAUACUUCAGAUUGUGUAACAUUUUGUGGGUAUCAGUAACCAACUUUUUAUCAAAGUUGAACUACCAUAACCAUUGGCUUUCACAGCAUCUGUAUAUUAACAGAAUCAAACAGUUAACAUACAAACACUCUCUAGAUUUUGUGAAUUGUGGGCACACUUUUCAGUGAGUUGUUAGGACAUCUAAAAUACAUAUAUCAACUUUAAAAUCCGUAAAAUUAUCCCAUGGAUAAGUUUGUUGUGGAAACUGCAUACCAUCACAAAACUAGAUAUCUCACAUGUCAGACUGUUUUACUUCUGAUGCGAACAAGAACAAUGUAAUACAUUAUUUUCUAAUAAGUUUUUUGUCUUUAUGCUGUUAUAUGUGGAAAGAUGUCAUGUCACAUAUUCUAAUUAUAUUAAUACAAAAUUAAUUACAUGCAUAAAAUGAGUUAUUAAGCAUAGUAGAUAUUUACAAGUUUCUCAUAUUUAAUAACGGUAGUAUUACAGGGAUAUGGCUACAUUUGUUUCACUGACAAUAUAGAAAAGACAUGUGGCAAAGUUCAUUUACUUUGCUGCUGAAUUUUCAUUGUAGACAACAAGUUAACUUGUAUAUUAAAAUACAUGCUUCAUAUAACACAUCUGUCAAUUCAGAUUUAUCUUUUAUCUUCCAGAAUCUACAUUUGUUAUUACUUUCCUGGUAUGAAUAAUUGUGAGAGAUAUUGUCAGUUUGUUACACAGUUCCUUGUCUUCAUUUCCUUUU